Pisolithus orientalis is the source of this 540-nucleotide messenger RNA. Its product is annotated as histone-fold-containing protein. The transcript has 4 exons. Gene Ontology annotation, molecular function: protein heterodimerization activity; DNA binding; structural constituent of chromatin. The record is from RefSeq and is a predicted model, not a curated record. Gene Ontology annotation, cellular component: nucleosome. Lineage: Eukaryota; Fungi; Basidiomycota; Agaricomycetes; Boletales; Pisolithaceae. Bases 141 to 452 code for a protein of 103 amino acids. Gene Ontology annotation, biological process: nucleosome assembly.
CAAACUCUUUUCGGUAAAUUCAGCACAGCCACACUCCCGACCCAAUAUAUAUAGUCUGGCAGGAAGACAAAAGCCAAGUAGGCUAUCGCACACCGUCUUAUCUGUCAAUCAACAACCAACCAAACUUAUCUACAUCAAACAUGUCUGGCCGUGGCAAAGGUGGAAAGGGUCUUGGAAAGGGUGGUGCCAAGCGUCAUCGCAAGAUUCUUCGUGACAACAUCCAAGGGAUAACAAAGCCUGCAAUUCGUCGUCUUGCACGUCGUGGUGGUGUGAAGCGUAUCUCUGGUCUCAUCUACGAAGAGACCCGAGGUGUGUUGAAGAUCUUCCUUGAAAAUGUGAUCCGUGACUCGGUCACAUACACUGAGCAUGCUAAACGGAAAACCGUUACUGCUCUCGAUGUUGUCUAUGCUCUCAAGCGCUCAGGGCGUACUCUCUACGGUUUCGGUGCAUAACCGGUAUUGAAGCUUAUUGGUAGCUGGGUUAUGUAUGAAUGCAUCUUGUAGUGUACUGUAAUAUUAUUUGUUGUCUGGAACGAGCGGU